Molecule: messenger RNA, 3638 nt
Organism: Oncorhynchus kisutch (coho salmon)
Lineage: Eukaryota; Metazoa; Chordata; Actinopteri; Salmoniformes; Salmonidae
Product: methyl-CpG-binding domain protein 3-like
Exons: 7
Coding region: 563-1378 (271 amino acids)
Biological process (GO): DNA methylation-dependent constitutive heterochromatin formation; negative regulation of transcription by RNA polymerase II
Cellular component (GO): nucleus
Molecular function (GO): methyl-CpG binding
Source: RefSeq, a predicted model, not a curated record
GUAAUUCAUGUCAUCUCAACCUAUGAAGCUCCUGCCUACUUUGUCCAUUCAUAAAAAAGCAUUAUGUAAACGACUGAAUGACAAGUGAGUUUUGUCGUGGUCAAAAUGACUCACGGCGUUCUCGAAUUUUACCUAUGUGAAACUUUGCCUGAAUAAUCUCCUUUGUUGAUGUUGUGAAAUCAUAUUGGAAAUCUAUCCAUAUUUUGGGGAUAGGCUAUAUUAUAAUGCUCUACUUUUGGAGCGUUCGCGUAGGCUACCGCGCUCGUCAAAUCAAUGAUUUAUCGGUUCAGGAUUCAAUAAUGCAAUGUUGGCGACGGUCCAAUGUAUUGCGGAUGUAGCCUUCAUUGCCCUCUCGAGGCAGGCAGUGAUAUGGCUAAAGGUUACGGCGGAGUGAUAUGCUGUAGUCUUCGACAAAGAGCUGCGAUAAAUCGGGAGGGAGAUCCCAUGAAUAGUGUUUGAGCCCUAUGUCACUAAUGGACGGAGUCAUUGUAUAAAGCACGAAAUGUAACCCCAAAUAUAAACACGCUAGCAAAGAGAAUCACUGAACAUUUCACAGGAGAACAUGGAGAAGAAAAGGUGGGCAUGCUUGGCUCUCCCCAAGGGCUGGCAGAUCGAAGAAGUGACCAGAAAGUCGGGUUUGUCUGCGGGAAAAAGAGAUGUCUAUUAUUUUAGUCCAACCGGGAAGAAGUUUCGGAGCAAGCCUCAGCUGGCUCGUUACCUUGGCAACCAGAUGGACCUCAGCUCCUUCGACUUCCGCACAGGGAAGAUGCUCAUGAGUAAACUGAACAAGAACAGGCAGAGACUGCGCUAUGACAACAACAAUCAGACCAAGGGCAAGCCAGACCUGAACACAUCACUCCCCGUCAGACAGACUGCUUCCAUCUUUAAGCAACCUGUCACCAAGGUUACCAACCACCCCAGCAACAAAGUCAAGACAGAUCCACAGAAAGCCGUCGACCAGCCGAGACAGCUUUUCUGGGAGAAGAAGCUUGGUGGUCUCGAUGCCUUUGACAUCGCAGAGGAGCUAGUGAAGACAAUGGACCUGCCUAAAGGUCUUCAAGGAGUUGGACCUGGAUGUACAGACAAGACUCUACUGUCAGCGAUAGCCAGCGCCCUGCACACUAGUGCAGCCCCCAUUACCGGUCAGCUGUCUGCAGCCGUGGAGAAGAACCCAGGGGUGUGGCUCAACACAUCGCAGCCCCUGUGCAAGGCCUUCAUUGUCACUGACGAGGACAUCAGGAAGCAGGAGGAGCUGGUGUACAGUGUGAGGAAGAAGCUGGAGGAGGCUCUAAUGGCGGACAUGUUGGCUCAUGUGGAGGAAGCAGCCAGCGAGGGCGACUCACUCGAGGAGGACAACGACGACAUGGAGACUGUAUAGCAGAGGGUGAUGGGGAGUUAGAGUAGUUUGGAUGGGUCUUUCACCACCUUAUCACAGGACCAUGAAACCUGUACCAAUCCAACCAAAAGAACUGCCCACUUUCCUCCUACUACCCCUCUGAAGCUUUACCUACCCACUGCCCACUUCGCCCGCUGGUUGGGCUCUUCUGGCUCCAGUGCUAAGAAAGGACUUGGACCAAGCCAUUCUGAAUCAAAUAAUUGAGCUAAUAAUCUUUCAUUUGAAAAAGAGAUCAUCCAAUAACUUUUUGACAGUGCAGAGUGAGAGGAGAGCGAUUUACAUACAGUAUGACAAAUUCAUUGUUCAAUGAUGGAGUUUUAUUUUUUACAAGACAUUGUAUGGAUUUUCUGAAUGUGAGAUGUAUGUUGUGACAAUCAUAUCAACCCCCCCCCCCCCCCCCACACACACACACACACACCGCACACACCACACACACACACUCACACACACACACACAACAAACAAAAAACGACUUUUUAAAUGUAUUUGGAGAUUUUCAAUUAGUAGCGAAUGCUGUUUUUCUUUCUGGGUUUCUAAUGCACUCCAUGGGGCUCGAUGGACCAUAGUGUAGGGGUACUUUGGUUCAGUUUACAGGGCUAUGUGAGAGAGGCUUUGAUGAGAGGGAACAAUAUAUUUGCCCAAAUGAUGCGCUCUAAAGCAUGAGUCACAGGACAGAGAAUUAGUGAAAAAUGAUUGAAUUGUGUUCUCAAGGAAAUAUUCUUGUCAUUGUAAUGUAGUCCAUUCAAACCCCUUACCAAGUAUUGACCAAAGAUGGUUAAUGUGAUUUUUGAAAAGUCUUGCAGUAUUCUACUGUAGUUAUUUUGUUAUAGCAUCAUAUCCAGCUUCUCAAUGGCUAGUGAUGUUUCCACAUGACACUGAGUUAUGAGUGAAGUCAUACUGUACUUGGUUAAAAUGGGUAGUAGAAGUGACUUGGACCCUUCUCUCCUGCAUUGUGUCGAUUUUAUUCUUUUUAACACUCAUUGCUCACUGAAGUUGUUGGUUUAACGUUGCUGUUUCUAGCCAAUGCAUGUUUGUCCCCAUGACCAUGCUUUUUAAAAUGUUUCCAAUAAUGGGUCAAAGCCAUCACAACACUUGCUGCCUCCAUUAUCUUGUGCACUGGGUGCCAGACAGAGUAAACUAAGCAGAUUUUGUUUGACUAAAGAUUAAGGACUGGACUCAAUCUGUAUCGUGGAAGAUCUUGGUUAAAUUUAAAGGUAAUUUUUUGACAUUCCGUUGACAUAUGCAGCGUUUAAUGUGAAUGCAGUCUUUGAAAUGCCUUUUUGGGGUGGCAGGUAGCCUAGUGGUUAGAGGGGGUGGCAGGUAGCCUAGUGGCUAGAGGGGGUGGCAGGUAGCCUAGUGGCUAGAGGGGGUGGCAGGUAGCCUAGUGGCUAGAGGGGGUGGCAGGUAGCCUAGUGGCUAGAGGGGGUGGCAGGUAGCCUAGUGGUUAGAGGGGGUGGCAGGUAGCCUAGUGGUAAGAGGGGGUGGCAGGUAGCCUAGUGGUUAGAGGGGGUGGCAGGUAGCCUAGUGGUUAGAGGGGGUGGCAGGUAGCCUAGUGGUUAGAGGGGGUGGCAGGUAGCCUAGUGGUUAGAGGGGGUGGCAGGUAGCCUGGUGGUUAGAGGGGGUGGCAGGUAGCCUGGUGGUUAGAGGGGGUGGCAGGUAGCCUGGUGGCUAGAGGGGGUGGCAGGUAGCCUAGUGGCUAGAGGGGGUGGCAGGUAGCCUAGUGGUUAGAGGGGGUGGCAGGUAGCCUAGUGGUUAGAGGGGGUGGCAGGUAGCCUAGUGGUUAGAGGGGGUGGCAGGUAGCCUGGUGGUUAGAGGGGGUGGCAGGUAGCCUGGUGGUUAGAGCGUUGGGCCAACAGAACGGUUGCUGGAUCGAAUCCCCGAGCUGACAUGGUAAAAAUCUGUCGUUCUGCCCCUGGACAAGGCAGUGAGCCCACCUACCCCCCAGUCGGCCUUAAUAACAAAUUCUUAAUUUACAAUGAACUGACGUGCCUAGUUAAAUAAAGAUUUGAUUUGUUUAAAAUUUGUAAGAAAAAAACAUUUGAGUUAUAGUGUGGAUUUUCCACGAUGUAGAUUAAAUCCAGCCCAAAGAUUCUGUGUUGAGAAAAUGAAUUGCGCUUUGUACAUAUACCCACAUUUCUCAAAGUUUGUAUGUUUCAAUUGUCAAGCUCAAUGAGAUCCCUAUCCAACAUCAGCAGGCUGAACUGAAUUUUAUGUUACUGAGUAAAAUGUAUCGGUAUAUCAA